Pelagomonas calceolata is the source of this 839-nucleotide messenger RNA. The record is from the annotation of a GenBank genome assembly. NCBI's taxonomy places the organism in Eukaryota, Pelagophyceae, Pelagomonadales, Pelagomonadaceae.
GCAUCAUUCGGUGAUUGCGGCAAAGCAGUCGCUUUCGGGCCGCUGCGGGCCGCGCUGGGUUGCAAUUUAUCGUCACCCAUCAGAACACAUCGAAGGGGCUGCGUUGCCACCCAUCACAACUCAUCGCAAGGGCUGCAUCAAGCACCCAUCCGAACACACUCACCACCAAAAGAGAUGCUGCCCUCGCGGCGCGACUACCGCCCGAAGGCCCCCUUCCACCUGACGCCGCUGCAGCGGCGCCUCGCCAUCGCCGGCACGUUGAUAAUAGGCCUCGGCGCCUUGUUUCCCUGGGCGCUGGCGCAAGCGAUGAGCGCGCACGGCGUCGACGACCACCACUACCACGCGCGGAGGACGACGGCCGUCGUCGCCGUCGUCUGCGGGCUGAUACUGCUCUUCAGCUACGCGCGCGACCGCAGACGCGACAGGGCGCGGACGCGAGGGGCGCAGUCGCAGCGCGCCAUCAAGAGCCAGACGUUCCAGUGCGUGGCGCCACAGACGCCGGGCGAGUUUGUCGUCUUCCCCGUGCGCGUGGCGCGGCGCGGCGUCGCGGCGUCGCGCGUCGUGUCGCUGGACGGCGACGAGCUGCGGGUCGAGCUCGACACGAAACAACGGGACGCGGCGGGCCGCCUCGACACGGAGGCGAGCUUGAGAAGCUUGCUGGAGGCGGCGCUGCUGCCGCGCUUUCCGACGGGCGCGGCGGAGGUCGUCACGUUUUAUGGCGAGGGCCCGACGGGCCUCGCGGGCGGCCUGGCGCUGCGGCGCGGGGCGCCGGACUUUGCGCUCGGGCGCAAGGUCGGGUGCUACCUCAUGGACGCGGCUGGGUAACUAUUCUAUGUGUU